Molecule: messenger RNA, 1950 nt
Organism: Metarhizium brunneum ARSEF 3297
Lineage: Eukaryota; Fungi; Ascomycota; Sordariomycetes; Hypocreales; Clavicipitaceae
Source: RefSeq, a predicted model, not a curated record
AUGACGCUUAGACGGUUGAAUGGCAACAAAACUCGCCAGGAGGAUAACGAGGGCGAUAGUGAACUGAGCGAUCCGGACAGCAAUGUAGCAUUCAACGAACUGGAAGACGAAAUUGUUGUCAGUGGCCGGAGCAGCAGGGGAGCGCCAAAGUUGCCAAGCGGGCGCCAAACUUCGGAGGGUAACGAGGACGAGGCGAUGGAAGACGCUCCAGAGGAGUCUGCUGGUUCACAUUACCCUAAGCGAAAGCGAACUUCUAUCUUCAAUGAUCUGAGCGAGAGCAAGCUAGAGAGCGCCCACACUGCGGCCCCUGAAAGGUCGCCCACUUCGCCCACUAGUACGAUCAAAUUCAAACCCAAUCGUCAAAGCCUCGGUGGUCCAGGUGUUAAGGGUGUUCUUCUGGGGACUUGGAGGGAUUCUCACGUGCCAGAUGAGGACAAGAGGCACGCUGUUAUCGGCUUCAUUGAUGUCCGAGAUCGCCUACGCACUCGGAUUCAACCCAACACGAAAUAUGGGGAGUCAUUGGCUGAGGACUAUCCCCUGCCUCCAGGACCAGGUGGAAGCUGGGUCACCUUUGAGCGCGUCGUCUUUUCUGACCAUCUUGUCGGCUUGGACCACUGCCAAGUAAAGGAGUAUACGCGUCUUCGGUCCGAGGUUGCACCUGAGGAAACUGAGGAUGGCCGUAUAGCUGCUGAGCACGCUGCCGUUAAAGAGGCGAUCCGCCGCGUCAAGGAGAACCCAGCUUUAGAGAAUCCGGUACAGCCUCCUCCUAUCGCAUACGGUAUCGAUAUGCCAGACCAUCUCCAGGGCCCCGCCCGCCCUGACCUCAAGCGUAGGCGUGUCAGUGGUGGUUUUGCCGCCAUUAACCCAGCUCCUCCUGAGAUGGUCCCCGAGCCGACUGCAAUUCCAGCUUCGCAGCUGGCUAUUGCCGCUCACCAAAAUCGAUUUUCUGUUGAUCCUCUUCCAGGGACUCGACCGACGCGCAUCAUAAUAGGAUAUUGGAAGCCGUCGAGCGAAGUUGAUCCUAAGGAUCGCCACGCUGUAUAUGGUAUCUUGGGUCAGAAUGACAUGUUCCGUGUCAAGGUCGUGCGAGAGACUAGGGAUGGCCGAUUCGUGGAUGGCAACUUCCCAUCUGGAGCCGGUGCUUUAUGGAUUGCUUAUGAGGAGGUUGAAUUUGAGCCACAUUUGAAAGCUCUUAACAGGCAAGAGGUUAAGGAAUACUGCCGCGUUCGGCAAUAUCAGUUAGAUCAUGGCGAAUCCUCUGCCGAUCGCAUUGAGAAUGAGACCAAGGCUGUGUACGAGGCACAGACCCGAGCCGGCACAAUGCCAUAUAAGCAACCCCACAACGUCACAGUUCCCACGUUUACAGCCUCUCCACAGGGUGAUGGCGAUGAGCGCAUGAAUGGGCGGCAUGGUUAUGGUGGUCACGAGCUCCGUCAGUCGCGCCGGACUGAGCCGCGACCUAUCCGGGCAUCACUCAGCGAGAGUGAACUACGCGCAAGCCGACUUCAGAGCGUAGAGGCUGUGGAGAGAACUAACGCGUUGGCACGUCGUGAAAUUGCGAGAGCUGAAGCUGCUCAAGGCCGGGCAGAUCGUCACGCCAUACAGAGAGAGAGAGCCGCCGCCGCCGCCGCUGCAGAUGCAGCCAAUGCCGCCGCCGCUGCAGCUGCAGCUGCCUCCAACAUGCCUCUCGAGCACCAUCACAACACCAACGGCCGAAUGGUCUUCCACGAAUCUGACGAUAUGCAGCGGCUGAACAAGGUAUGGGCUCGACAGGAGAGCCUUCGCAUGAAAAGCAGUUCGGACGAAGCCAAGAUUUACGACGGCAUCAAGUAUGAGCGCAAAGCAACUGGGCCUUUUAUGGGAAAGCUUGUAUCGCAGGGCACGAUUAUCAAUAUCGAUGGUGAGGACUAUGUCGAGUACCGCGUCCUCACAAAGCCUUCGUUCUUCUAA